UCCGGCUUUAGAGCAAUAUACGUACACUAAACAAAAGUCCACAUUUAAUGUAUAUUGAAUGAAAAUCACAUCCAACAAGACACGAAACAGUUGCCAGCAUUUAAAAUUACUUGAGUAAAUAAAUCUACUGGCCCUAAUUGUAAUAGUUGGAGCAACCGUUUGUAAGACGAGUGGUUUUUAAUUUCUGCAUUAACUGUUUUAUUUUGUAUUACUAAAACCGGAAACAAUAACGUUAUCAGUAGAGUGGCUCGGGACGCUAAAACUGGGAAGGUAGCACGUUAGCGGCAGCUCAAGUCUGGACAGCUGCGCAUAGUUUAGCGACAUUUCCCGCUGUCCCAAAGACCGAAGAUGCCAAAGCUGCAGGACCAGUGCAGUGCUAAUGUUGUGAAGCUGCUUCAAGUAACGAUGGAAUAUGCCUUCAAUACAUUUCGGUAAAGCAGAACUGAUUGCUGCAUUCAACUUUUGAUUGGGCUCCUGUUUAGUCACACCAAUGGGAACCUAAAGGGACCAGUUCUACAUUCAAACAGUACUGGAAGUCCCUUGUGGCCAUGCGGAUCACUUUAUGCCAAGGCGUGUUAACCGGGGCCAUCAUCCUCAACCUCCUCAUCCUCUACUAUGUGUCCCGGGCCCAGCAGCAAAUGAUGGAGAAGAGGAAGGAACACGGCAGGUCCACUAGGAGGGCUGCUUUACCCGCCUCCGCUCUGGUGGGAGCCAUAGCGGGACUCGUCGGCCCUGGAGUUGAGCCCAGAGGGGCAGGGAUGGGGUCAAUUAAUCGUAGCCCACGCGUGACCGUGCUCCUCCGGGAGUUUGAAAACUUUGAGAAUUAUGUAGGGGAUGUUGCCAAUUCAUUCCUGAGCCAAAGACCAGAGCUUCCCUUCCUGGUUGUAGCUGACACGCCUCCAUACCCGCCACUGGUCCUCCCUGACAGUUCUCGCCUCCUAGUGCUUUCCCCAAGCCCGGACCAGCCUCCGCAAGCACACAGGCCAGAGUUUCACGUCCAAACAGAGUUUGUGCUUCUCGUACCGGACGGGGUGGAGUUGGAGCCCCCUCGAGCGAUUGAGAGGCUGAUAAAGGAGUUGGAAGGCGAGGGUGGUGGUCCAGUGAGGUUGGUAGCUUCACCCGUGCUGGCUCGAUCUGCCGUGGAGUGUCUCCACCUGCGGGUGAACCUCCGCGAGUGGACGGCCACUUAUUCUACCGCCGUGUCCGGGAGCAGCGGCAGCGUGUGCACGGCUUUGCAAGGCGACGCCGUGGUGCUUAUCCACACAGAGGAUCUAUUUAAUCUUUCUGUGCCGUUAGGCCGGCCCCUUUUCCCCUCGCUCUUCAUCCAGACCACGCUGAGGGGCUGGAAGGUAAAGCUCCUGGAGAGCCCAUGUUUUUCCGCCAACCACCGGCCCCUCUUCAGCUCAGCUCACAACCAGUGGAAGGCAGACACUCGCCUGAAGGAGUCCACGGGGAAGCUGAUGAGGAGCUUCGGUCUGAAGCGUAUCCUGCUGCCCGAGGGGAAGGAGCAGUGGCACGGCUGUAGCAAGGAGACACCUCGCUGCUUUAGCACGGUGCAGGACGACACGCCGGACUAUCUCUAUCUGGAUCGUUGGACCCCGCCGUGUUGUCUGCGCGCUCUCCGAGAAACCACCAAGUAUGUGAUCAACAUCCUGGAGAGCUCCGGGGUGCGCUAUUGGCUCGAAGGCGGGACUUUGCUGGGUGCUGUCCGACACCAGGACAUCAUCCCGUGGGAUUAUGAUGUGGACCUGGGAAUCUACCUGGAGGACGUACCCAACUGCGAUCACUUGAAGAACCUGGACUCGGGCUCACUGGUAGACGCCAACGGGUAUGUGUGGGAACGUGCAGUGGAGGGUGAUUUCUACAGGGUGCAAUACAGCGAGGCCAACCACCUCCACGUGGACCUGUGGCCUUUCUACUCCCGCAACGGGAUCAUGACUAAAGACACUUGGACCGAGCACAAGCAGGACGUGGAGUUUCCUGAGCAUUUUCUGCAGCCGCUCGUGCCCAUGCUCUUCGCUGGCAUCAAUGCCUAUGGGCCGAAUAACUACCGCGCCUUCUUGGAGCUAAAAUUUGGAGAGGGGGUUGUCGAGAACCCUGAGUACCCCAACCCUGUCAAGAAAAGACUGGACCGGGCGAAAUUAUGAGAGUGUAAUUGUUUGUAAGAUAAUAGAUGGAGAUGCUAAGGGUAUUCUCAUAUUAGGCUUCAGCACACUCGACACCGAAUAUCGUUAGAAAAUGUGAUUGUGUCAAUUUUAGUACUCUUUCUUUAUGUUUGGCCAUGAUUGCAUAGGGGAUCAAGGGCAGACAAGUCAUACUUAAUGCAAACAAAAUAUGCUUUACAAUGUGUUCUAAAGGUAUACGUCUUGUACUGAGUGUGAAAAUUAAUGUGUCAUUACCGGACUGACUUGACAGUACUGUACAGUAUUUAUGGUUUUGCCUUAUUAUGGCUUUGUGAAUUGUUUCCGCCCUGUUACUUUGGUUUACACUGAUCUUGUUACGCAUACAGUUGUUGCACACUUUGAAUGUACAUUAGGUGUAGGUAUUACAUGAGGUGAACUGAGAUGUCUUUGCUGUUGUCUGGAAAUGUUGAGAGCUUAAAGAAAUGAAGCACACCAUACUGAAGCAAUGAUCACAUCUUGUGAUAGUGAGAACUCUGCCGUUUAUUAUUUGAGCCACUUAUCCCUCCAUCAUGAUGAAUAAAUCUGAUGUCUGGUGUACUGUA
Messenger RNA from Syngnathoides biaculeatus (alligator pipefish), 2725 nucleotides. RefSeq names its product fukutin related protein (gene fkrp). The transcript has 3 exons. The record is from RefSeq and is a predicted model, not a curated record. The coding region runs from base 549 to 2147 and encodes 532 amino acids. NCBI's taxonomy places the organism in Eukaryota, Metazoa, Chordata, Actinopteri, Syngnathiformes, Syngnathidae. Gene Ontology annotation, cellular component: Golgi apparatus. Gene Ontology annotation, biological process: protein O-linked glycosylation via mannose.